Molecule: messenger RNA, 2698 nt
Organism: Hibiscus syriacus
Lineage: Eukaryota; Viridiplantae; Streptophyta; Magnoliopsida; Malvales; Malvaceae
Product: ABC transporter B family member 26, chloroplastic-like
Exons: 18
Coding region: 95-2200 (701 amino acids)
Biological process (GO): transmembrane transport
Cellular component (GO): membrane
Molecular function (GO): ATP binding; ATP hydrolysis activity; ABC-type transporter activity
Source: RefSeq, a predicted model, not a curated record
CCGUUUCUUCGCAGCAACACAUGGGCCAGAAGCUAAAGAUUUUGAAAAACACUUUGCUUUAUCCCCAAACAAACUCCCUCCAUUACUCCGUCCAAUGGCGCUUCUCCUUUGCUGCAACGCGAGGUUAAACCCUUGCCGUCGUUCUUCGUCUCAUUACGAGGGGCGGUUCCAUUUCGUUAACCGUCGGACUCUCCGAUUUUCGAGGAGAGGUGAGGUCUCGAUUUGUUCCAGGAGGAUAAGCCUUCGGUUACCUCCUCUGAAAUCGUCGUCUUCGGUUAACGGAUUCCCGCUAGAGACGAAUCUAGAACACUUUAAGGAAGAGCAUACGGUAGAGAGUGUGGAGUUGCGAGAGAGAAUCCGGAAAUGGAUCGAUUUUCUCCGAUCUGUGUUGCCAGGAGGGAGCUGGUGGAACUUCUCCGAUGAAGUGGAGGUCAAUUUAGUGGCUAAACCGGUGACGGUUUGGCGGGCUCUUGGUCGAAUGUGGCAAUUGAUUGCUAAUGAUCGUUUGGUUAUUUUCGCUGCUUUUUCUACCCUGAUUGUGGCUGCUCUUUCGGAAAUAUCUAUUCCACAUUACUUGACGGCAUCCAUAUUUUCGGCACAGACUCGUGAAAUAGCGACGUUCCAUAUGAAUGUACGCCAUCUGAUUAUGAUGUGUGUUAUCGCAGGAAUAUGCAGUGGUCUGCGAGGAUGCUUCUUUGGCAUUGCAAAUAUGAUCCUGGUUAAGCGAAUGAGAGAAACACUGUAUUCUGCUCUUCUUCUUCAGGAUAUAUCCUUUUUUGAUGGUGAAACAGUUGGUGAUUUGACAAGUAGGCUUGGUUCAGAUUGUCAACAAGUGUCACGUGUGAUUGGGAAUGAUCUUAAUCUGAUUUUGCGAAAUGUUCUUCAGGGGACAGGUGCCUUGAUCUACUUGCUGGUUUUGUCAUGGCCACUUGGUUUAUGUACAUUGGUGAUAUGCUGUAGUCUAGCAGCAGUUAUGACGGUUUAUGGACUGUACCAGAAAAAGACAGCAAAAAUGAUCCAAGAAUUUGGUGCUUCUGCCAAUGAGGUGGCUCAAGAGACAUUAUCCUUAAUGAGAACUGUUCGUGUUUAUGGAACAGAGAAGCAAGAAAUGAAAAGGUACAAUCAUUUUCUGGAUAAACUGGCUGAGAUAAGCUUUCGGCAAAGUGCUGCCUAUGGAAUUUGGAAUCUAACCUUCAACACUCUUUACCAUGCAACUCAGGUUAUUGCUGUGCUGGUUGGAGGGAUGUAUAUUCUUGGAGGUCAUAUAACAGCAGAGAAACUUACAAAGUUUAUAUUAUACAGUGAAUGGCUAAUCUAUUCAACAUGGUGGAUUGGGGAUAAUGUAUCAUCAUUGAUGCAAUCUGUUGGAGCAAGUGAAAAGGUCUUCCAAUUGAUGGAUCUUAUGCCUAGUGAUCAAUUCAUAUCCAAAGGAAUGACACUGCAAAAGCUGCUGGGAUUUAUAGAAUUUGUAAAUGUUUCUUUUCAAUAUCCUUCAAGAUCAAUGGUACCAGUCCUGCAGCAUAUAAAUUUAUCGGUUCAUCCUGGUGAAGUGGUUGCACUAGUUGGUCUCAGUGGUAGUGGGAAAAGCACGAUAGUGAAUCUUUUGCUUCGUCUCUAUGAGCCAACAAAUGGUCAGAUCUUAAUUGAUGGCGUCCCCCUCAAUGAACUGGACAUCAAGUGGUUGAGGGGAAAAAUAGGAUAUGUGGGACAGGAACCAAAACUUUUCCGCAUGGACAUCAGUUCAAACAUUAAAUACGGAUGUACCAGAAACAUAAAGCAAGAGGAUGUUGAAUGGGCUGCCAAGCAGGCAUAUGCCCAUGACUUCAUCACAUUACUUCCCGAUGGGUAUAACACACUUGUCGAUGAUGACUUGCUCAGUGGGGGACAAAAGCAGAGAAUUGCCAUUGCUCGAGCCAUUCUUAGAGACCCUACAAUUCUCAUCCUUGAUGAAGCAACCAGUGCACUGGAUGCAGAGAGUGAGCACAAUGUUAAGGGCGUUCUUCGUUCUGUCAGAAGUGAUUUGUCAUCCAGAAGAACCAUCAUAGUAAUUGCACACCGACUUUCUACAAUUCAAGCUGCUGACAGAAUCGUGGUGAUGAAUUGUGGUCAAAUUGUCGAGAUGGGCAGCCAUAAUGAGCUUCUUCAUAAAGAUGGUCUAUAUGCUAGGUUGACAAGAAGACAGACCGAUGCCGUAGUAUGAUGGUCUUGUGUAAAUUGGUGUAUCGUUGUUAAUCUCGGUUCAAGUAUCCUUCAAUUUUUAUCUCGACCGAUAUUGCGUCAGAUAUCAAAGCAGCUUUUCACAGCUGACCAAUGUGUAUAUUCAUCCAACAAGAAUUCAUUGCCCCUCUUGGAACCAGAAGGAGAGGGUUACCAACAAAACAAAAGCAUCACUCGGUGGUUUUCUUUAUGCUACCUCAACCGGCAACCUGUGGUUUGAACGGUAUGCGAACCGAUCUUUGAGUUUUUAAUUUUUAUUAAGCAGAACUGUACUAUGAAGGCAUGAGUUUUGAGAUAGAAUUAUAAUAAAGAUUCAAGAAAGAAAAGGUAGUGUCAAUUAGAUAUAGAAUGUACUGAUAAAAGCACCAGAGUCGACCCAUCAACACCAUGCUUAUACAAUUAUAAUGUUAUAAGCCAUGUAAUUUUGAUGAUAAAUUCUUAUCACGAUUCAGAAUUUAUGAACAUUUCUUGAGCUCCUUUA